This is a messenger RNA of Dendronephthya gigantea, 718 nucleotides long. RefSeq lists its product as uncharacterized. The record is from RefSeq and is a predicted model, not a curated record. The transcript has 6 exons. The coding region runs from base 129 to 506 and encodes 125 amino acids. NCBI's taxonomy places the organism in Eukaryota, Metazoa, Cnidaria, Anthozoa, Malacalcyonacea, Nephtheidae.
CUGCUUUCAGAUUGCCAACAAAAGUGCUCGCAGUUUGCAUUUUGCGGCAGACACAGUUACAGGUCGAGUGGGAGAUCGCAAAGUGAAAAUUGAGAAAGACCUUCCAAGUAAUUUGAUCAAAGAAAAUCAUGUCUAAUCUUUUUGCCGCGUUGGUGGUUUUGUCUCUGGUAGCUAUAUCUCAAGCCGGAGACCCGUGCGUUAAAGAUUGCGGCAAACAAUGUACGCCGAGGAUUGGGGAUGAUAUUCUCCCAACUAAUUGUUGCCCUUAUUAUGAUUGUAAAAGAGCAGCAGACGGAGUUCAUAGGUGUCAGGGUAAUAUGUUCUGUACUUUGCCGGGAAAUUUAAAAAGGCUUAAUGCGUUUUUAGAUGACCUCAAAAAGCGCGAAAACGAAGAACAAAGGCUUAAUGGAUUUUUAGAUUACCUCAUAAAGCGCCGCGAAAACGAAGCACAAAGGAAGCGUGAAUUCUUGAAACGAAACAGUGUCGGACAAGCCGGACCUUAUUAAUCACCAGUAAUUCAAGUUUCCUCUAAACUCAGCCGGUUUUUUCAACACAGUUUAGACUUCGACAUAAAAUAGUGUUAUGUAAUUAGCUUCGUUAUAUUUAUAAGCAUAUUUAGCUGCCAUUAAAAGUAUAACUAUCACUACAUAAUUAUCGUCACCAGUCAAUGUAAAGUUCUUUUUCUUUUUUUUUCAUUUAAAUACAUAAUAAUUGCUUG